UCAACCAUGGCCUCUGGACCGUUUCCAGAAGAUGACGGAGCCCCACAGGUGGGCGGUGCUUGGCAGCUCGCAGCAGCCAAUAGGAAGCCUGGGUGUCGCUGUCAAACACAGCUGAUCGAUGAGUCAGGGCGAGAGCAGCCGAGAAGGUCGCACUUGUUGCUGAGCAGGAGCCGCCGCCGUCAAGCCGACAACCGAGCUCUGAUCCAUCUUCACUUUACAUCCUCAGAUCUGUCAGUAAAUCCUCCUCAGAUCUGCUCCUCAGCGCGAGCAGCCGCUUCAGUCCGGGAUCUCACCGCUGCUGCCUCUUUCACGGCUCUCAGGAAGUCUGGUUUGAUGUCUGCGUCAGUCCUGUAUCCAUGGCCGUGCGGACAUUACAGUCUGGUCUGUGGACUCCUCCUUCUGGCUUUCUCACCGCUCCUCGCUACAGGCAGACUGAACAACUGCACUCACCCUCUGGUGCCAGAACAUGGAGGUUUCCGCUGUGAUCCGUCCCCGUGUCGAGGUUUCCCCCAGAAGAGCUCCAUCCAUUUCUUCUGUGAGCCCGGAUACCACAUCAGCAGCAAGAUCCGUGUCUCCAGGUGUCGCCACGGAAAGUGGCUGCCUCCCAUACCCGCCUGCAUCCCAAAUAAAGAGGGUCCUAACGUGAACUCUGACACCGGAGUGAAUGACUCGAUGCCAAGCAUGGCCACAACAGCGGUGGGAGUGUCCAUCUUUCUGCUCACCACCACUGCCUGCCUGGUCGUCAAGUCGCGCCUCUACCCCUGUCAAUCACACAGCAGCCGUCGCUCCUCAGACCAGCUGGACCUGAUGGUGGAUGGACUUCCUGUCUCUCUCCCCUCCUAUGAGGAGGCGGUGUACGGCAGCUGGGGGCAGCGUUUGCCCGCCUGCUCAGCACCUGGACCCACCCAGCUCCUACUUGCUCAGGAGGAGUCUCUCAACAACCAAUCGGACGGCAGUCACCGCCCCCUCUUGUCCAGCCAAAGCCCUGACAACCCCCCUCCCCCUUACGAGGAGGUCCAGUCAUCACGUGCCAGAGAUAGGAUAAGUGACGGGGACGUCCGGCAGCUACAAGUUGCACUUUCAGAUGACAAGGACACUUGAUUGUCAGAAUGAGGGGUUCAUAUGUGACACACGGGGUGCAGUUGUUAAGCAAUGAAGGCGCAAUUUUGAUUGACAGCUGAUUGCUGCAGUGCAGUGUUUACUCUGCAGAUGAUAAAAGCCAAAUGAUGGCUGGAAAAAAAAAAAAAAAAAACGCGGACUGACAGCAGACUCCUGCACUUUUUCUGGUUGGCUGCAGCUCACCAGCAUCGGGACACUCUGUCCUAUCACACGCUAUUUUAGACAAAGCUGAUAAGCUCUGACUGGCCAGUUGUUAGGUCACAAAGACCUGACUGAAGAGGGCUAAAGUGCAGUAAAUUAAAUGUUGAUUGUAUAGUUUAUUGUAUGAAUGUAACUACCCUGGUUUUAGUGUGAACAAUGCAUGUCAUUGUUUGUGAAAAUGAAAACCUUUAAAAAUCCUAAAACGUGGUUUUCACAGGACAGCAGUAACAUGAAAAUUUAAGUGUGUGUGUGUUUUCAGUGUUGCUCUGGAGACAUCGUCUAUCCUUCCCGUCAGUGACGGGGCCAAUCGAGGCUUCCUUCGUGAAGUCAGGGGCGUGCUGUUGCAAAAACCUGUGUUUCCACAGCAACUGACUCCAUUUCUAUCUUUUGUACAGCAUUUCUCUUUGAGUCUUAUUGGGCUGUGGCGCACAUAUUGUGGAUUUGAAGCCAGCAUUGUGUGCAGACACUCCGGUAAUAAAUGGUGACUCAAUUUGGA
This is a messenger RNA of Micropterus dolomieu (smallmouth bass), 1816 nucleotides long. RefSeq lists its product as uncharacterized. NCBI's taxonomy places the organism in Eukaryota, Metazoa, Chordata, Actinopteri, Centrarchiformes, Centrarchidae. The record is from RefSeq and is a predicted model, not a curated record. The transcript has 6 exons. Bases 7 to 1101 code for a protein of 364 amino acids.